AACAGGGACCAAAGUGUUCUUGAGAAAAAAAAAUAUACGGUCUGUUAUAAGGUCGCCGGGAUAAAAGAGCAAAAUUAGUUAAUAAUAGAGAAAAAAGAGAGCUCUUAGUUAGGAGCUCUCGUUCAACUAUACCCCGGCAAAAGGAUAAACCAAUCAAAGUCGGUCAUGGACUCGCGUAAUCGGCGCAGUUUCUCUGGAGGCAGUGGAAAUGAGGGGGGUCGGGGCAACAAUUUCUACAGAUCCAGGCCGGGUUCUCGAUACAGCCGAUCCCGGUCGCGCUCACGUGAGCGUAAUCGCGGUUUUGGAGGCUUCAGGCAUCGCAGUUCUCGUUCUCGGAGUCGCGAUCGUUCCCCCACGUUCAGAAACGAUCAUCGUGGUGGUCGAGGAGGAGGAGGCGGAGCGGGUGGUGACCCCGAUUUGUACCACAAUCUGAUUAACGAUGACUACAGGGAGGAACAGCGCAACUACAACCCCCGGAAUAACUUUGAUAGUCGCCAGUUCCGUAGAGAAGAUAGCUUCGAUCGUCGGAAUCGGGAUAAAGAUGGUGGUGAUAGUGACCGCGAGCUGAAUGACUAUGAGUAUGAACAGCGCUGCCGGGACCUCGAUUCCCGGGAGCGUAACUCCUUGGAAAGGGGCGACAGGUACCAAGACAGGGGUCCAAGCAGGGAGCAGAAUAGACCCUGGAACAGGAACUUGAGCCACGACGACCGAGGCAGAAGCAACGAAAGCAACACACGCUCCAGAGAACACCGUUUUCAGAACGGCGGCGGAAACAAUAUGCCCAGAGAAAGAGAACGGGAUUGGGAACAAGAUCGUGAUCGUAAUCGGGAGCGUGAUCGGGAAAGAAGAGGUUCAUCGGAUUAUGACAGUGACGAGGGUCAUAUGAGGAGGAACAAAUACCGAGGCACCACCGAAGCCCUCAACAUAAUCAUUAUCUUCGGUCUCACCAAGGAAAUGACUAGGGCAGAUAUCAUGAGCGAGCUGAUUAAGGUGAACAUGGAGCCAGCCUGCAUUCGCAUAAUCCGGAAACAUGGCACAGAUUCAUCACGCGGUAUAGCGUUUGUCGAGUUUAACACCGUUGAGGAGGCGAAGCAAUGGAUGGAUAUUACACAGGGCGUACUGAAGUUGAACGAUCAGCGGGUGACCAUGCAGUAUAGUCACAAGCGGAUACAGGAUUGGAAUUGCAACAAGUGUGGCGUUUGCAACUUCAAGUUUAGAUUCUAUUGCUUCGUUUGCAAAACAUCCCGGGAAGAUAGCGAAACCACCUUCUCCUCCGGCAGCGAGGGCGUGGACGAAGUCAGCAGCAUUCUCACCAAAAAGAUCAUGCUGCGCAACCUGGACGCCCUGACCAACGAGGAGGGUGUUCUCACUGCCCUCCAGGAGCACCUGCCGGAAUUGAGCAAGACGGUCAGCAAGGUGCUGAUCAGUCGGGACACCUUAACUCAGGCAUCGCGAGGCAUCUGUUACCUUCACUUUGACACCCUCGUCGACUCCAUGAAUGUGCACAACGCCUUGACAUCGCUGGAUCCUCCACUUACUCUGGAUGACCGACCCGUUGCCGUUACCUAUUGCAAUGACUUGGAGGAUCGGCAAGCGAAGCCCAAAGACUCGAAAGCAACAGCAGUGAAAGCCAACGAACCAGGCGGUCAAAGUGGGGACAUUGCAGCGGUGCCACCCUCAGGAUUGGGUGGAAACUACACCCUGGCCGAUGUGCCGCGCCUUGCUGAAUACAGUGCCUCUUUGUAUGCUUCGAAUCCCGCGGAGCAUGCCCACUACGUCCAGUACUACACAGAUUAUUACACGACGGAUAUUAGCAAGAAGAACAGUGAUCCUCAGGUGACGGAGGCCAACUCCGGAGCAGCGGUGGCCCUCUCGGCCAUUCAGCGCAAGCAGAAGAAGAUGAACAGCAUCGAGACCACAAUCACGGCAGCGGCCACAGCGGCCGCACAGGCAGCGGCGGAAGUGAAGGCCACAUUGGCUGCCCAGGGCGUUACUGCGCCCAGGGGCAAUGAUGGGAAGACCUACCCCACUCCCGAUGUGACCCAGUACCAGUACGAUGAGACCUCUGGCUACUAUUACGACCGCACCACGGGCCUCUACUACGAUGCCCACUCGCAGUACUACUACAACAACGAGACGGGUGCGUAUCUCUACUGGGAUCAGCGAAGGAGCACGUACGUGCUGGCCACGCCCGCUUCCACUCAAGCGGCCCUCAAGGAAGUGCUCGCUGAGGCCGAGCAGAAAGAGGAUGAUGCCAAGAAGGUCAAGGAAAAGGACAAGGACAAGGAGGGCGGCAACAAGCACGACAAAGUGAAGGUGGCCAAGAAGAUUGUCAAGGACAUGGAGAAGUGGGCCAAGCAGCUGAACCAGAAAAAGGACUACACGGCAGUGGCCACGCCGCAACCAAUAUUGGCAACCGACGGCCCCAGCUCUUCACGAGGCAAUCAAGGAGGAUAUGCUGAUGUGGGAUUCUCCAUUCUCGAAAAGAAGGAGCGGGGCAAGCUGAACGACUAUGUGCCUCCUUCGGGUCCUGGUCCGAUGAACAAGCUUGUAAAUGCCUAUGGUGGAGCCUCGGACUCUGAAGAGGAAAGUGCAUCCACAUCGCAGAACGCGCAGAGUUUUUCGGAAUCAGGAAGUGUAUCUGGAGGUGGUGGCGCCGAGGAAUCGGAUUAUGUGGACUUCCAGAAGCUAACUUGCCUGCUCUGCAAGCGAGCCUUCCAAUCGCUGGACAUCUUACAAAAGCACUUGAAGAUGUCCACCCUGCACAAAGAGAAUCUGGCUAAGCUUAAUCAAAAUUCUGGAAGAAACAGCAUUGAUGAGGCACUAUCUUACCGUGACCGAGCCAAGGAGCGCAGGCUAAAAUACGGCGAGAGCGAUCCUCCUCCGCCAAAUCGAAGCCGGGAGCGAUUCGAGCAGGAAAUCAAGACGUUACAGACGCGACAGAAGGAGUCCUCUGGGGCGACUCCAGCCAUGCCUAUCAGUUCGAGUAAUGUGGGCAGUCGCCUGUUGCAAAAGAUGGGCUGGUCGGAGGGCCAGGGAUUGGGCAGGAAGAACCAGGGCCGGACUCAGAUCAUAGAGGCAGAGGGUCGCACCAACAAUGUGGGCUUGGGCAACAAAUCGGGACACAUGAUUCCGGGCAACGACUACAAAUCGUACAUCAAGAAGAUGAUGAAGCAGCGUUAUGAAAACGCUUGAGGUUAGGCUAUGCCUAAAAUCAUUUACAACUUAAAGCCGAUUUUAUAUGUCCCAUUUAAACUAAAAGGGGCCGUUAAAUUUUAAUACUUAAGCUGCAAAGCACAAAAAGCUAAUUGAAAUAAUAUGGUUAAACAUGAAAUUUAUUACCCAUUUUCUGUUGCGAAUUUAAACUAAGUAAAAACUUAUUUCUCAUUUGACACUGCGCAGCUUACUUUAAAAUUAAUAGGGAAAUGUGAAACCGGCAUUCUAGAUAAUACAUUUAUAGUUUGAGUUAUGAUUAAGCCAAUUUCUUACGCUAAUUGUACACAAAUAAAUUUAAAUAACGUUUAAAA
Drosophila rhopaloa is the source of this 3527-nucleotide messenger RNA. Its product is annotated as RNA-binding protein 5-B. Gene Ontology annotation, cellular component: nucleus. Lineage: Eukaryota; Metazoa; Arthropoda; Insecta; Diptera; Drosophilidae. Bases 166 to 3195 code for a protein of 1009 amino acids. The transcript has 12 exons. Gene Ontology annotation, biological process: mRNA splicing, via spliceosome. Gene Ontology annotation, molecular function: RNA binding. The record is from RefSeq and is a predicted model, not a curated record.